This is a messenger RNA of Olea europaea var. sylvestris, 1845 nucleotides long. RefSeq lists its product as uncharacterized. The transcript is spliced from 9 exons. The coding region runs from base 149 to 1693 and encodes 514 amino acids. The record is from RefSeq and is a predicted model, not a curated record. Lineage: Eukaryota; Viridiplantae; Streptophyta; Magnoliopsida; Lamiales; Oleaceae.
AUUUUGAAGCUUAGCCAAAACAUCAUGGUUUACACGUAGCUUGCGAUUCUGCGCUUCCUGGAUACACGUAACCUUCAUCUCUAUCGUCAUCAGUAAUGAAUCGCUAUCUUCAACUGAAAGCAUUCCAGUGACAAGAAAGUGAGCAGUAAUGGGUGGCGAUACUAUCUUUUCUCCAAUUUCUGCAAUUGAAGAAAAAUCAUUGGCAGAACAAGAUUUUCCACAUGAAUCGAUUGAACCCAGUUUAUACAGUGAGGAUGAGAAUGAUCCCGUGAUCAAUGGAGAAAGUGUACGGGAUUAUGUGGAUUUUUCCCCUGCAGAGAGGCAGAGGCGCAAGGUCUAUGCGGAAGUUUUGAGGAGUUACGAGGAAUUACAGCAUAAGAGUGAGAGAUUGGAGGAGGCCAAAAGUAAAAUCUUGAGCUAUACCCCCGGUUCAUGGAUUGAAAAGGUUGCUGGCAUGGACUUGAGUGACUAUGAUGUCCCAAAGACUACAACACUCUUAUUGAUUGGUCCAAAGGGUUCUGGAAAGAGUAGCCUUGUCAACAAAAUUUCUAGGGUGCUUGAAGACGACAAUUUUGCACCAGAUAGAGCGCAAGUAUCAUAUGACAUAUCUAUUGGAAAUGGGACCUAUUUCCUCCAGGAGUACUUGAUUCCAAGAGGUUCAGGUUCUUUUUGUCUGUAUGACACACGCAGUUUGUCCAAUGAUUCUUCAGAAAAUCUGAAAAUGCUCAAACGUUGGAUGACGAAGGGUGUUCGCCAUGGAGAACUGGUCAAGAGAGAGUCUGACUGUUCAAGUUUAAAAGGCCAAUUGAAGUGCAAGGCACAAAAGAGCAGGUGCAAUCCCAGUCAGGUCAGGAAGAUUAACUUUGUCAUAUUUGUUGUGAAUGGGCUUUCCAUGUUAGAAUCGAUGGACGGUGACAAUGAGACAAACCAAUCAUAUACUGAUAUGAUAGCUACAACUUUCAAGAAUCCAUUAUUGUCAUUCAAAGAUGACAAGCCGGCUGUUGUAGUCACACAUGGAGAUUUACUGUCGCUUAGUGAUCGUGUGAGAGUACGUGUCCAUUUGGGUAAGUUGUUGGGUGUUCCUCCAACAAGACAAAUUUUUGACAUCCCAGAAAGCAAUGAUUCAGCUGUUGCAUUGACAAUAGUCGACAUGCUACGCUAUAGCCUUGAGCAUGCAGACAGAAACCUUCCUGGCAAAGAUCAGUUAAUGAAGAAGAUUUAUAAAACCUCCUUACCAGCAUAUUUACUCCUCCUGUUGGUUCUGGGGAUUUCCAUUGUCUACGAAUGUUGUGGAGCCGGCUUCCAUUCUGAUCCAUUGGAAAUUCAUUUGAAUAAAGCAACUGGAUUGAUUCCCAAAAAAUUUAAGGCAACUGGGGGAGCCAGUUUUCAUUCUCAUUCAUCACUGAUCAAUUUGAACGAAGCAACUGGAUUAAUUCCUAACAAAACAAAGGAAACUGGAGGAGUCGAUUUUCAUUCACAUUCAUCAAAGACUCAUCUGGACGAAGCAACUGGAUCGAUUCCUAACAAAAGAAGGGAAACUUGGGGCUCCGAUUUUCAUGCUCAUUCCUCGAAGAUUCAUUUGGAUGAAGCAACUGGAUCAAUUCCUAACAAAAGAAAGGAAACAAAGAUUGAUUUGCAUAAAUUGGACUGGGUUGCAACUCGGCACUUGUGGUUGGGGUCGGAUUAUGAAUAGCCUCUACUUCCAUUUCAUAUCAAAUUCAGAUGAUUAUCCAAUUUAUAUUCGGAUGACUGUUUUGUCUUUCUGCUUUUGAUGUGAAGGAAAACUUGCAAGUAUCGUAGUAGUUUAAACAAGAAAUAGAUCAAACUUUAGAAAUGCUGUAAUAA